Messenger RNA from Myzus persicae (green peach aphid), 2932 nucleotides. RefSeq names its product zwei Ig domain protein zig-8-like. Gene Ontology annotation, cellular component: neuron projection membrane. Gene Ontology annotation, biological process: synapse organization. Lineage: Eukaryota; Metazoa; Arthropoda; Insecta; Hemiptera; Aphididae. The annotation marks the transcript as partial. The transcript has 6 exons. The record is from RefSeq and is a predicted model, not a curated record.
GGUGUUCGUACCAGAGUCACGGGGGCAGCGACAAGAACGGCGCCGGUGGGGGCGGGCGUGACGUCAACGCCGUGAAACCGGACGCCAACCAAUACUCUGGGCCGCAAUUCGACCCGGAAACGCCCAGGAACGUGACGGCGCUGGAGGGAAAAUCUGCGUAUUUGACAUGCAAAGUCAAGAAUUUGGAUAACAAAACGGUGUCAUGGAUAAGGCAUAGGGAUAUACACAUACUGACGGUGGGCGCUUACACAUACACCAGUGACCAGCGGUUCCAGGCCAUUCACCAUAGGUCACACUCGGACCAAUGGACGUUGCACAUCAAAUGGGCUCAGAAGAGAGACGCUGGAAUUUAUGAGUGCCAGGUGAGCACGCAACCGGUGAGGAGCAUAUUCGUCACGCUAAACGUCGUCGACGAUAAACCGCCGCCCUCGGACAGCGACGAUAGUUUACUAGACAUGAUGAUAAGAGAUGGAGACUUUACAAAAGUGCCGUCUGCUUCGAUUUCCGGUGGUCCGGACAUUCACGUGAACGAAGGGAGCACUAUUAAUCUGACGUGCAUCGUGAAGUUCAGCCCUGAGCCUCCGUCUUACAUCUUCUGGUACCAUUACGACGAGGUGAUCAGCUACGAUUCGGUUCGCGGUGGUGUGAGCGUGGUCACAGAAAAGGGAGACGUGACGGUCAGUUACCUGCUCAUACAAGAUGCGGUGCAAGCGGAUUCUGGCAAGUACACUUGCAACCCGUCAAACGCGGACUUAUCCAGCGUGGUCGUACACGUCUUAAACGGUGAGAGUCCUGCGGCCAUGCAGACAGGUUCGGCUGGCUUAUCCAACAGUUCCAUCACGAUAUUGUGCGUGAUGAUCCUGAGCUGGACGUUCACCAGGACUGACGAUCAGCUGAGAUAAUAGAUGCGCUCCCGCCGCCAGCCGCCCGUUUUCGCUCCUCUCCAGCUACCAUUAUACUUUUAUAAUAUAUAUUAUAUUAUUAUAAUAUACAAUUUACAUUUAAUUACACGCCAUAAUGAUAAGAAACUUAAAAAAAAAAAUUACAAAAAAAUACAAAAAUGGAAACAACGCGAGUGCGAGAAAAAAAAUAAAGGGCCUGAAAUGAUGUGUAUACUCUAGUUUUGAGUAACCAAGAGUAUACUACGAUAUAUUAUGCGAUAUUGAAUCACAUAGUUAUAACAUCGGAUUUAUUCAAUUAAGAUAUUAUUUUAACAAUAUUCAAUAUUAUGACUUCGGUAACCGACCGUUAUAUGUCGUAAGAGACAUGCUCGUGUUAUUUUCUCUUUUUUUUCUAGAAAUUAAUGUGUAAAUAUUAUUACAUACGUUGUACAGAAUUUGUCUAUAUACCCACACUCCAUCGUCGUCAAUCGCACGUUCGGCACAUGGAUAUAAUUAUAAUGAUAAUUAUAUUAUUAUUGUUAUAUUAUUAUACAAUAAAUGUUGCUCACGCGUGCGACAAGCUGGGGUCUGUUUCCCUCGAAAACGACAUCGUUGUCAACCUUAGCAGUGGAAAACUCGUGUUUUUGUUUCGUUUAUUUUUUACGAAUUGUUGGUCUGUACAUAGUAUAUAUAUAUAUAUAAUAUAUAACCAUCCCCAAGUUCUCGUACGAUAAUAUGCACACCCCCAUGUUCGUCGAGUACUCGUUUUGUUAUCGGGUCCCCGUAAAUAGUUUAAUAGUAAUUAUAUAAUGUCCGGUCGUUUGUUGUACAUAAAAAAAAAUUAAAUGUUUUAUUUUUCGUACGCGUCGUAUUGCCGGAUAAACAUGCCCGGGCGGAAACACUAUGUCAUACCUACACCACACAAAAACGAACGAAAAUCGAAAAGUGGUAAUCUCACCGGCUUCAGUUUACCCAUACAGAUGUAUUACGCUGCACAAAGUGUAAUGUUGUUAUAAAUAAUUGUGGGCGGUCGUCAAACACUGCCAAUAGCGAGUGCACUUCGGGCAGGGGGGAGGUUGAAGGGGCAGACUUCCGUGUUCGUGUUUGAAAUGCUAUACGAUAUCAUAGGUACCGAGUAUAGAUUUCUCUACACACCGGGAGCGUAUUCCCGUGAAGUCUAAUACCGAUCCUGGACACAGUCGCCCGGAUAGUCUGUGAUAUUUCAUAACUGACAAUUUUUGCAUUAUAUCAUAUGGCAAUAUUUGAAAACGGAAAAAUCGUUUUAGGUAAUCUCGGGACACUCGACCGAGUAUAGUGAAAAUGUUUAAAGCAAAACAUAUUAUACAACAGGUGCAGGCGAAAGAAACCUCGAACAAGAGAGAGGGUGAGAGGGAAAAAAAGAGAGAGAGAUAGAGAUAUUAAGAGAAAAUAAUCGCAACAUUAUGAUAAUAACAAUAAUAUGAUAAUCUCGUGAUUUUGUGUACAAUACGACUCGCUUGCACACACAAAUGUUAUAUUAGUUAUUAAAACUUUAUCGACAUAUUAUUAUGGAACACUGCAGCGACGGCGUAAAUUGUACGCCAGUCAAACUUGCCCGUAAUUUUUUCCCUCUACAUUUAUUUUCAACACAUUUUCCGCGAUGCGCGUGCCCGCACCGAAUUACACACCGGACAAUGGUGAUGUUAUUAUAAUUAUUAUCGACGCUUGUUUGCGAGCGUAUACAGAUUACGUUACGCUCGGGACAUUUUACACAAUGUAUAAUGAUGUAUACACGUAAAGGUUGGGUGAAACACGGUCGGUGGGGAGGGUAAAAAAUUAACCAUUCGUGACGGUUCGAAACCGAUAAAUUAACGAUACUGCGUAAUACAUAUAUUAAUAUUAUAAUACUAUACGCGCACCGUGUCGGAUGGGAUUCGAAAAGUGUGUAACGAAUAUUAUUAUUAUUAUUAUUAUAACGUCAUGUGUACAUACUUCACGCGAUGUAUAUACGAAAAUAGUUAUAGUAAUAAUACUAUCAUCGUAAUACGUUUUCGUUUAGUUGUCGACAGUAA